AUGUACAGGGGUCUGUUCAAUGUUAAGUCCGCAUAUCAUGUGGCUAGGAGGCUCUUAAUUGAUGUGAACCGAGGUGGAACAUCGAGGGAUUGUGCUGCAAAAAAUGUCUGGACUGCAAUAUGGAAGCUUCGGCUUCGAAACAAAAUAAAAGUUUUUGCCUGGAGAGCUUGCCACGAGAUCCUCCCAACUGCAGCGAAUCUGACCAGAAGAAAGGUGAUUACGGAUGAUAAAUGCUCGGUCUGUACAAGGGAAACGGAGUCCACCUUUCAUGCACUUUGGGAUUGUGCAGCGGUCCAAGAUAUCUGGGCUGGAAGUUCUCGAAAGUUGCAGAAAGCUAGACACGGCCAGACUGAUAUGAUGCACCUGAUGGAGGAGUUCUUGGAGCGCCUUUAUCAAGAUGAGCUUGAGUUAUUUUGGACCCAAGCGUGGAUAGUUUGGAACCAGCGUAACUGCUUGCUGCAUGGAGGAAAAAUGAAGGUUCCAAAUAGUUUGACUAAUCGGGCUGAGGACUAUAUUACAGAGUUCAGAAUCGCGCAAACCCGGCUGGACGCACAGAGGACACAGCAACCAAAAGGAGAUACAUGGCAGCCACCACCACCAGAGGCGUACAAACUGAAUUUUGAUGCAGCUGUAUUUCCGGAUUCAGGCAGAACAGACUAUGGUGCAAUUAUUUGA
Molecule: messenger RNA, 675 nt
Organism: Quercus robur (English oak)
Lineage: Eukaryota; Viridiplantae; Streptophyta; Magnoliopsida; Fagales; Fagaceae
Exons: 2
Coding region: 1-675 (224 amino acids)
Source: RefSeq, a predicted model, not a curated record